AGCUUCACCCACGUGCUUUAUUAUAAGCCCUGUUAUUCUCACAUCCGGGAUAUGAAACAUGAGCAAAGACGUGGAAUGUUGCGUUUUUCUUCUCUCUUUUAGGCGUCGUAAUGAUGGAGUACAAAGCGUAACGAUUGGUGGAUGCAAGAAAUAUAAAACCCACAGCAUAGCAUUAGCACUCCGGACGCGACGCGCAUGAAUCCCUUCCGAGAGAUCCUCAGACUCAAGCAAACGCGUGCCGCAUACUUGUUUUCGAUCAUCCGCUAAGGAUUCAAUAGAAAAAGCUCCCGAUAUACACAAAAAGACACACAUCCACACAAGGGGCUAAAAGUGCACAAUGGUCGCUGGCGAUACGUGUCUCUCAGGCAAGCUUAGCGCAGCGACAUUUGAUUGACAACCCGCCGACCAAUAGGAACGUCCUGCGACCCAGCUGCGCUCGGAGGCGGCCAAUGGCGAACGGCAGAAUCCGGGCCUAACCGUCGGUUAGGCUGUCGCCGCGGACGGCCAGCGCUAAACUUCACCAAAUAAUAGCUGUUUGUAUUUUGGCUGCCGCAGUAGCCAUUUUAGGUAGAUUGACAUCUGUCUCAACCCACACAGAAUGGGUUAGUUGGCAUCUUGGGGCCCACUGUGAAAUUAACUCAAUAUGUUUAAUAUGCAACAGAAAAAGAAGUUUAGACGCAGACACACAGUUCAAGAAAAAAUGAAAAUACAAAAGAAAGACAAGCAGAUGUCUGCCACCCACGUACUAAAGCACACUCCAUCCGCCGCUGCCUCGCAUGCCUCUGACCAAAACGCACAAACUACAUUUCCCAUCGGGCACUUGGGCAAAGACCAGUUACGAAUCAUCGGAGGCCCGCCCAAUCACUGCAUGGCUCACCCAAAGCACUCCGGGUUACGGGAGGCGGGGUCCGCGACCGCCAGCCCGGGUCUCUGCCCGUCGCCCUCGCCAAUCAACAGCGAAGAGGACGAUGGAGGGGGCGGGUCCAGAGUGAAGAAGAAACGUAGGAAAAAAGAGAAGAAAGCGCCGGAGUGGCCGAAAGAUGGACGCGGCGACGUUAAACCAAAGAGGAAGGAGCAAAAAGAAGCAAAGGAGCUUCUUCCGAGAAAGUCAAAGGCCCCGAAGGAACGAAAGGUUCACAAGAAGAAGGAGGUGCAAGCUAAAAAGGAGAUCAAAAAGGGCAAGAAAGGUCAGGAAGUGAAGGUGAAAACGCAGGCCAAGAACGCUACAACACAUCCACCCUCGAAAAGAGGGAGGAAGCCAAAAGAUCAGGGUGCCAUGCCACCGGAGAAGAGGAAGAAGGGCAAGAGGAAAAGUGAUGCUCUCCUGGAGGCAGUGGAGAGCGAUGACACGGCGUCUCUCAGCACACUGGCCACUGGAGGAGAGGAGAGCAUUGACCCCAUGGACACUAAGAGGCGUUCGGGGCGUCAAGUAAAGCGUCGAAAGUAUAAUGAAGAUCUUGAUUUCAAGGUCGUGGAUGAUGAUGGGGAAACCAUCGCUGUUUUGGGCUCGGGCCGAAUUCCCGCCCUCUCUUCUUCUACCCUUGCUUGGCAAGCUGAGGAACCCCCUGAAGAUGAAGCCAAUAUCAUUGAGAAGAUACUCUCAGUGCGAACGGUCAAGAAAGAGACGUCUCCUGAUGAACCACCAGAAGUGUUGGAGGAGUUUUACGUUAAGUACAGAAAUUUCUCUUAUCUACACUGUAAAUGGGCGACCUUGGAAGAGCUGGAGAAAGACCCACGCAUUCACCAAAAAAUCAAGCGCUUCAGAAACAAGCAGGCACAAAUGAAGCACAUUUUCACAGAGCCGGAUGAAGACCUCUUUAACCCAGACUACAUCGAGGUUGAUCGGGUUUUAGAGAUCGCUAUCACUACAGACACAGAAACAGGAGAGGAAGUUACACACUACCUAGUAAAAUGGUGCUCUCUGUCAUAUGAGGAGAGCACUUGGGAGCUACAGGAAGAUGUUGACCCUGUGAAAAUCAAGGAGUUUGAAGACCUCAAGAAAAUUCCAGAAGUCAAACUUAUGGAGAGACCUCUUCCAGAACAAUGGCAGAAACUGGAGAGAUCCCGAGAUUACAGAAAUGGGAACCAGCUGAGAGAAUAUCAGUUAGAGGGAAUGAACUGGCUGCUCUUCAACUGGUACAACAGGAAAAACUGUAUCCUGGCCGAUGAGAUGGGGCUCGGAAAGACCAUCCAGUCCAUCACGUUCCUGUAUGAGAUUUUCUACAUGGGUUUGAGAGGACCAUUUCUUAUCAUCGCGCCUCUUUCCACCAUCACUAACUGGGAGAGAGAGUUUCGUACCUGGACCGAUAUAAACGUCAUCGUGUAUCAUGGCAGUCAGAUCAGCCGGCAGAUGAUCCUGCAGUAUGAGAUGUACAACAGAGACGAACAGGGAAACAUAGUGGCCGGGCAGUUUAAGUUUCAUGGAGUAAUCACUACAUUUGAAAUGAUCAUGGCGGACUGUCCAGAACUGAAGAAGAUUAACUGGCGCUGUGUGGUGAUCGACGAGGCUCACCGUCUUAAAAACCGAAACUGCAAACUUCUGGAGGGUCUAAAACUCAUGAACCUGGAACAUAAGGUUCUUCUAACAGGAACCCCUUUGCAGAACUCGGUUGAGGAACUUUUCAGUCUCCUCAACUUCCUCGAACCUUCGCAGUUCCCGUCUGAGACCACUUUCCUGGAGGAGUUCGGAGACCUGAAAACUGAGGAGCAGGUAAAGAAACUUCAGGCCAUUCUGAAGCCCAUGAUGUUGAGGAGACUAAAGGAUGACGUGGAGAAGAAUCUGGCCCCCAAAGAGGAGACAAUCAUCGAGGUGGAGCUCACUAACAUUCAGAAGAAAUACUACAGAGCCAUCCUGGAGAAAAACUUUGCCUUUCUUGCCAAGGGAGCCAACCAGCACAACAUGCCCAACCUCAUAAACACAAUGAUGGAGCUUCGCAAGUGUUGCAAUCACCCGUACCUUAUAACAGGUGCUGAAGAAAAGAUUCUGGAGAGCUUCAGAAAGACCUACAGUCCUGAUGCCUUGGAUUUCCAGCUCCAGGCCAUGAUCCAGGCCGCUGGUAAAUUAGUGCUUAUAGACAAGCUGCUGCCCAAACUUCUGGCUGGGGGACAUAAAGUGCUGGUGUUUUCACAGAUGGUCAGAUGUCUGGAUAUACUGGAAGACUACCUCAUCCAGAGAAGGUACACGUACGAGCGCAUCGACGGGAGGGUUCGAGGGAAUCUACGGCAGGCCGCCAUCGAUCGCUUCAGUAAGGUGGACUCCGACCGCUUCGUGUUCCUUCUCUGUACCCGGGCGGGAGGGCUGGGCAUCAACCUCACCGCCGCCGACACCUGCAUCAUAUUCGACUCGGACUGGAACCCGCAGAAUGACUUGCAGGCCCAAGCUCGCUGCCACCGGAUUGGUCAAAGCAAAGCGGUAAAGGUGUAUCGCCUUAUCACGAGAAACUCAUACGAGAGGGAGAUGUUUGACAAAGCCAGUUUGAAACUGGGAUUGGACAAGGCUGUUCUGCAGGACAUAAACCGCAAAGGAAGUACAAAUGGGGUUCAACAACUCUCCAAAAUGGAGGUAGAAGAUCUUCUCAGGAAGGGAGCGUACGGAGCGCUCAUGGAUGAGGAAGAUGAGGGCUCUAAAUUUUGUGAGGAGGACAUCGAUCAAAUCCUGCAGAGACGCACGCAGACCAUUACAAUCCAGUCUGAGGGAAAGGGAUCAACUUUUGCCAAGGCAAGCUUUGUAUCUUCAGGGAACCGUACGGACAUCUCUCUGGAUGAUCCAAACUUCUGGCAGAAGUGGGCCAAAAUCGCAGAGCUGGAAAUUGACUCCAAAGCUGAAAAGGAGAGUUUAGUCAUCGACACACCUCGUGUUCGGAAGCAGACGAAGCACUAUAAUUCGUUCGAGGAUGACGAACUGAUGGAAUUCUCAGAACUCGACAGCGACUCGGAAGAACGUCCCUGUCGCUCGAGACGGCUUAGCGAUCGCAAUAGACGCUACCUCCGCGCGGAGUGCUUCAGAGUGGAGAAGAAUCUGCUCAUUUUUGGGUGGGGUAGAUGGAAGGAUAUUCUCAAUCACGGGCGUUUUAAAUGGCACCUGACGGAGAGAGACAUGGAGGUCCUGUGCAGAGCUUUACUGGUCUACUGCGUUCGGCAUUAUAAAGGUGAUGAUAAAAUCAAGAGCUUUAUCUGGGAUCUGAUCACACCGACCAAAGACGGACACAACCAAGCCCUGCAGAACCAUUCCGGCCUGUCAGCUCCUGUCCCACGGGGUCGCAAAGGCAAGAAGCUGAAGAACCAGUUGAGUCCACCUGAGCUGAAGAACGCAGACUGGCUGGCCCACUGUAAUCCAGAGGUGGUCCUUCAGGACGACAGCUACAAGAAACACCUCAAGCAACAUUGCAACAAGGUUUUGCUGAGGGUUCGAAUGCUUUACUAUCUGAAGGUGGAAGUUCUGGGGGAAGCUGCUGCUCAGUCUCUUGAAGGAAUCCCAGCCAGCAAACUGGAGGUCACCUUGCCUGAUAUUGACUACAUUGAGAUCCCAACUAUAUGGUGGGAUGCUGAGGCUGAUAAAUCUUUGCUUAUUGGAGUCCAUAAACAUGGGUAUGAGCGCUAUAAUGCCAUGCGUGCGGACCCUGCGCUUUGUUUUCUGGAGCGGGUGGGCAUGCCUGACGUCAGUGCAUUGACAGUAGAACAAGGUGGAGUAGAAAUAGCUGCAGACACACCUGAAAGUAUUACCAAGAAUGAUGAACUGAAAGAGGAGACUGAUUCUAAGUCUGAAGAAUUAGAAGAGAAAGGAGAUAUUAAGGAGGAGCCUAUGCCAGAAGAAAUUGGGAAAAAUGACAGUACAGUGACAGGCGGCUUUGUAGCGUCGCUCCAUGCAGAUCUUCUUGCAGAGGUGGUUGAGCAGGGGCGCAUACAGUGGCCGGCGGGCUCGGCACUAACAGCACGAUUACGACGACUCGUUACCGCCUAUCAGCGUUACACUCGACGUGAGCCGCUUCGUCACGAGUUUCUCUUGCACGAGGGACUCGCACCUGUGACCUGGCAAAUUGGAGAUUUUAGGCACUGCACAACUGAGCCUGACCCGCUGUUUCUGGAGUGGCAACGGAGAUGGACACGUCGUGAGCAGGCUGACUUCUAUCGCACCGUGUCAUCGUUCGGGGUCGUUUUUGACCCAGAGAAAAAAACUUUCGACUGGGGCCAAUUCCGUGCCCUUGCUCGUUUGGAGAGGAAAACGGAUGAAAGUUUGGAUAGAUAUUUCUAUAGCUUUGUCUCCAUGUGUCGCACUGCCUGUAGACUGCCACCUAGAAAAGAAGAAGGUGCUGUUGACCCUUCGCUGUUUGUGGAACCCAUUACAGAAGAGCGAGCUGCCCGAACCUUAUACCGUAUCGAGCUUUUGAGGAAGGUCCGUGAGCAAGUAUUGCGCCACCCGCUUUUGGGCGCACGGCUGCAGCUUUGUCGUCCAAGCCUUUAUUUGCCCGUUUGGUGGGAGUGCGGCAAACACGACCGUGAUCUUCUUAUUGGCGUUGCUAAGCAUGGUUUAAGCCGAACUGACUUCUACAUUUUAAAUGACCCCCAGCUAUCCUUCCUGGAAGCCCACCGAAACUAUGUACACAAAGAAAACCACAGAUACCCUGUUCCAGGUUUGCCCCAUCACCACUGCUGCUUGUACGAUGCCAACCUUGGGCAUUGUCACUCCCCACAACCUCCAGAGUACCAUCCCGCAACCUCACACCACACACAAACCCAUCAACUCAUCCAUACUCCUAGUCAUCACCAGCCAUCAGAAGUAGUGGCGUCGGAGCCCGGAAGCAUCAGCAUGGGUACGGGACCAAGGGAAGGAUUUUUGGACUGUCCUCCAUUAGAUGACUCUCUUGAGCUGGGGUCUUUGCAACACGAGGGGUUGACGCCAGAUCCCCUACAUAGUAAGUCUGGUAAAGAGGCCUUUAAUGGAUUCCCCUUUAAUUCUGCAACUGGUGGGCAGAAUAUGCUAAACUCAUAUGGUGUCCAAGGAGAGCUUAAUGGAGCUCAAGGAGAUAUAGCAGACACCAUAGCUGGGAAGCUUCGUAGCGAUGUUCUGGUGGGAGAGCAAGGGUCCUCAGAGGAGACUGGUUUAAUGGCACCUUCUGUGGAACUAGACGAACUUCAAACACCAUGGGAGAGCUCGGAUCAUACUGAAACCUCAGACAUGUUCAAUGAGACCGAUCCUAUUCUGGGUGCACCAGCAUUGGAAACAGGAUUUCUGGAUGCUCCUCCACCAGACGACGGACGGGAAGGUGACGAAACGCUCACCGACUGUUUGAGCAUGCCCAGUUCAGAUUCUCAAAGUAACCCUGUUGAGCCACUUGCACCAAGCUUCAUGCUCUUUAAAGAUCUUCAUGUAGGAGAGACUUCUGUAGAUCAGACAGAUCUGUCAGAAUAUGUUCCACCAACAACACCUCUUGAAAUACCGGAUGUAAGUCUUGAUCAAGCAGACCCCAUUAGUGAGGAGCAAGAGGACAAGCUUAGUGAUACCAACAUCACACACGGUGUUCCCAGUCCAGGAGAAGGAACGGAAAGUUUAGGGUUUAAUUUUGAGAAAGAAGAACUUUCUCUGGAUAGUGACAGUCUGGCAACAACAGGUCUAAAGAUGAAGGACGCUCAAUAUGACAACAACAAGAUGCCUUCAGUAGAGUCUCCAAGCGAAAACUGCCUUGAGGAAUCAUCACCGAACAUGGACUGCAAGGUAUCAUUUGAGGAUUCUUGUGAUGGGCCCUUGGAAGAAUCAUAUGGAAAGGCCAUAGGAGAGCCAGAAAAAGUGCCUUUGGAGGAACCAUAUGAUUUGACCUGUGACGAGACCCUGCAGGAACCUUGUGAAGGGUACCGGCAGAACUCAACAGGGCAACAAAUGGUUGAAGAACCCUGCAAAGAACCAACAGAGGAGUGCAAUCUAACAAACGCUACUCUCUCAGCAGAUUACCCUUUGGUGUCUUCACUUCCAUCAUCUCCAGCUAUCUUACCUGACACCUCUGUAUCUCCGGGCCUUGAGGCAGUCCCCAACAUUAAACAAGAGUACCUCAUGGAUCCAGCGGUGUCAGAUGUGAAGCCAGAGCCGGACAGCACUACACAGACUCCUCAGCUUGAGCAGACUGAAGUUUUGGAAGUGAAGGAUAAGAUAAAGGAUGAAGAUGCAAAGACACCAGUCUUAUUGGGAGAUGUUGAAGCCCCACGCUUUUCAUUGCCCAUGUGUGAGAUGGUGGACAGCGUCCAUGAAAUAAGGGAACCAACCAUUGCUCAGCUUCUCCAGGAGAAAGCCCUCUUCUCCUUCUCUGAGUGGCCGAAGGACAGAGUGAUCAUCAACCGUAUUGACAGUAUCUGCCACACUAUCCUGAAAGGAAAGUGGCCUUCCUCUAGUCAGCAGUAUGAGUCUCCCAGCUCGCUAUCCAACACCUGCCUGCCCAGCAGUACCAAUCAGAGGACAGGAUAUUUGUCAACCAGAAUGCCUUUGUCUCAAAGCCUGAACUUUAAUCUGUCCCACACUGUACAACACUUACCCAAGGAGCGAUUAGUAGCCCCUGCUUUUCUCUCAGAACUGAAACGUCCCAGACACGGGUUCGAAUUCGAAGCAGAGGUUCUCGCCAAACCAAGCCACCUUGGAGAAAAGAUCCAGGUUGGCGUACCUCACCGUGCCAAUGCUCUGCUUCUGAACGGCUGGCAGGAUGCUGCCAUGGAUCUCUCCAAGCAACCAGAGCUAACCGUUGGUGGAGAAAGUGGGCCGAUCGGUCACAUGAACCAAUCGGCAACUCAUAAAAUAACUGGGAUUGGCUCCAUGCAAGGCUCGCUGGGAUUGGAUAUGGCGGGUAUUUUGCAGGCUGGCUUGAUUCACCCAGUUACAGGGCAGAUUAUCAACGGCAGCCUUCGCCGCGAUGAUUCGAUGCUGAGGAGGAGAAGAGGACGAAGAAGAAACGUGGAGACCUCUGACCUGAACUUCUCGAAGGGGCGAGGACUUGGCUUAUCAGAACAACAGAGCGGAUCAGAAAGUAUUAGCCAUCCUGUUGUGUCGUCUACAUCCCCCCAGUCAGAAUGUUCCUCAACCGGCCCAACUACACUUUCUGCCCCUCCUUCGGCCCCCCCUCCACCUCCGACAGAAACCCUCAACGUCAGCACGGAAAGAGAUGCAGCAAACAAAGGUCUCAUGGAAUGGCUUCGACAGAAUCCCAAUUACAACAUGGAGCUUCCCACGUACGCCUCGUCUCAGAGCGCAAACAUGUUGCACAGUUUCUUGGACCGACCAAAGCAGAGAAGACAUCGUUGCAAAGACCCCACCAAACUUGAUGUCAACUCUCUAACCGGAGAGGAGAGGGUCCCAGUGGUGCACCGAAGCACAGGCCGAAGGCUUGGUGGCGCUAUGGCUCCAGCAAUUAAGGAGCUGUCCCGAUGGCUGGAUGCAAACUCUGAGUACUUCGUGGCUCCAGAUUGGGCAGAUGUGGUAAAGCAUUCUGGCUUUCUCCCAGAGGGCAAAUUUACUCGCAUCCUCUCUGGACCCGUGUGCCGGGAUACUGGUCCGCGUAGGAGAGGCAGGCGACCCCGCAACGAGAUCCCCAAACCACCUGAGCUCCCAGCUGGUAUGGGUCCACUCUUCAUGAACGGUGGCAUCAUAAGCAGCAUGGACCUGGUGAGCUUACCCAAUCUCCGUAAUGUCCCAGGCAUCCCGCUAACAGGCAUCAUGGGUUUUCCUCACGGUUUUGCCACUGCGGUACCGUCGGGAGAUGAUGGCAAGAACGGACUUGGGAUGCUGCCCAUGAUGCUCCACGGCAUGGCGACCGUGCAGCCUUCCAUGUAUAGCGCUCACAUGAGUGGCAUGAUGAGUCAGGCGACCUCAACGGUUUCCACAGCAACCGCAUCCUCGUCCGCGGCAAGCGUGACUUCCACGAACUCCGCGACCGUAACUUCAACCUCCAGCCCGGCGGAUGGUUCGGAUACCGCACCGCAGCGGGACAAUGCCGGAUCUCCGGAGAGCACGGAGAAUGGGAAUAAGGAAGAGACAAAGCAAGGAGGGGAAGAUAGGAAAAUGAUACCCGGCACGGUCUCUACAGGUGCGGCCACCACCAGCAGUAGUAGCAGUAGUAGUAUCACAACAACCGGCAGCCAUUUGACCUUUAACCCCUUUCUUAUCCCGGGAAUGUCUCAUAGUCUGCUCUACCCGCAUAUGUUCCUACCCCCCGGCAGUAUAAUGGCGCUGCCUGCUAUGCCUGCCGCAGACAGUACGGGCAGCCCCAAGAGGAAGAGGAAGAAAAUUAGGGAGGAAGGACUGGUGGAGCGAAGUGUUGUCUUGCACCUGGACGGCGUUGAAGUCAAGGGGGUUAAAGACGAACAGACAGCCGAAGUAAAGAAUCAACAGGGCAGAACAGAAGAUCGAUCUGAUUUAGAAUUAGCUCAGGUCACAGGUGAUCCUAAAAACGAGGAUGCAAGUACUGAAAUGUCAGAAAAUGUAAAAGAGGCGGAAGAGGAACCUGAUCAAGAUGCCCAAGGUUCAUGUGAUGGUGAAGACUAAAAUCCACCUCACGUUUGGGCCACAGUACUUUUGCGUGUCGUGUCAGUAAAGGUUUGUGUAUAGAACUUUGAUUAUCAACCUAUUGUUUAUAGAUCUGCCCAGUCAAACUUGUAAUUUCACUGACGUCCACUAUACCUUUUGGGUGUAUGCUAAAAAAAUAGACAUUUCAAGCAUGAAAGCCCUCAAAGGUCUCGAUCUUAUAAAGGGACAACAUCAUCUUGGUGUUACAGUGUUCCUUUUGCAUCAUGGGAAUGGAUACUCUCUCUCUAUUGAUGGAGAAAGCUAUUAGUUCGAUGACCCCAGUGACCCCAGCUUUAUUUCUUUCGAUCAUGUGUUAUCGCUUUCCCAGAUCCUCAUUUGAAUGUCGUCAUUGUGAAAAAUGGAGCCCACCUUCACAUAGAUUUGGUGUUUGAGAUAUCACAGACAAGGCACACAGUCGUAGUUACGUAAGACCUAGAUUAGUGUUCGAAAUAAUGUGCAUCUGAUGCUUUUUGAUGGACCACAGUAUUUGGUUUUUAGUUGCUUGCUGCUAUGUAUUCAUUAUAGUAAAUCGAUUUUAACCUAAAUCUUAACAAAGCUAUAGAUGGCAUGAGUGCAAUGGAAACUCAAAAAGCAAGGCUUGACAUUUAUAGUAAAGAACAAUCCUGGAAAUUCUUCUUUAUUUUUUAUCGCUUCCACAUUGUCACUUUGAUAAGAUGCCCGUGUCUCGUUUUUUGAGAUGGUUACAUUGAAGGAAUAUUCCAUUUUCUUAAAAGAAAAAUCCAGAUAAUUUACUCACCACCAUGUCAUCCAAAAUGUU
Messenger RNA from Misgurnus anguillicaudatus (oriental weatherfish), 10319 nucleotides. NCBI's taxonomy places the organism in Eukaryota, Metazoa, Chordata, Actinopteri, Cypriniformes, Cobitidae. The record is from RefSeq and is a predicted model, not a curated record.